GGCAGUUCUGUGGAGUCCGGGCCGAUGCGGCCCGUGGGCUCUGCCGUCCCUGGAGUCCGCGGAGCCGAGUCUCGGACGGGCCAGUGAGCGCUGGGAGUGCGCUGGCCUGGUCCAGCUGGGCCGGGCGUGAGGCGGCAAGGCCGCGCGAGCGGAGCCGGGCCGGGGAUGGGGUCGGGGCGGGGACCGGGAUCCUUGGGCAUCUCGUGUGGCCGGCAGACACUUCUGUAGCGCUUCUAGGUGCAGUGCUCCCAGGGCAAACACCUACCCUAGGACCUCGGCCAUGUUUUCAGAGCAAGCUUCAAAGAGGGCCCACACACUCUUGUCCCCCCCAUCAACGGAAUCCUCCACCUUUGCUCGCAUACCUGUGACAACGUACACCAACUCUUCCCAGCCUUUUCGUUUGGGGGAGCGAAGCUUCAGCCGGCAGUACGCCCACAUCUAUGCCACCCGCCUUAUUCAUAUGACGCCCCUCCUGGUGAACCGGGCUCGGCAGCGUUGGAGCAGUGAAGUAAGUGUAAGGAAGCUCUGUGAACUGCAGCCUGGGGAGAAAUGUUGUGUGGUGGGGACUCUCUUCAAGUCCAUGCAGCUGCAGCCUUCCAUCCUUCGGGAAAUCAGUGAAGAGCAUAAUUUACUGCCCCAGCCUCCUCGGAGCAAAUAUAUUCACCCAGACGAUGAGCUGAUUCUGGAAGAUGAGUUACAACGCAUCAAACUGGAAGGCACUAUUGAUGUGUCCAGAUUGGUAACAGGAAUAGUGCUGGCAGUGUUGGGCUCUGUGCAAGAUGAUGGCAAGUUCCUGGUGGAGGAUCAUUGCUUCGCAGACCUGCCACCCCAGAAACCUAUGACAGUACCUGAUGCAGACAGGUUUGUGCUGCUGGUAUCUGGACUGGGCCUGGGUGGAUGCAGUGGUGAGAGCCUGCUGGGGACCCAGUUGAUGGUGGAUGUAGUGACAGGACAGCUAGGCGAUGAAGGAGAACAGAGCAGCGCCGCCCGCAUCUCUCGUGUCAUUCUUGCUGGGAACUUACUCAGUCAGAACACCCAGAGCAGAGACUCCAUCAGUAAGGCUAAAUACCUAACUAAGAAAACACAGGCAGCUAGUGUGGAAGCCAUCAAGAUGCUGGAUGAGAUCCUACUACAACUAAGUGCCUCAGUGCCUGUGGAUGUGAUGCCUGGUGAAUUUGACCCAACAAACUACACGCUACCUCAACAGCCACUUCAUCCUUGCAUGUUCCCACUGGCUUCCUAUUCCACACUGCAGCUGGUCACCAACCCCUACCAGGCCACCAUUGAUGGAGUCAGGUUCCUGGGGACAUCAGGACAGAAUGUGAGUGACAUUUUCCGGUACAGCAGUAUGGAGGAUCAUCUGGAGAUCCUAGAAUGGACCCUACGGGUGGGCCACAUCAGCCCCACUGCACCUGACACUCUUGGAUGUUACCCCUUCUACAAAACAGACCCAUUCAUCUUCCCUGAGUGCCCCCAUGUCUACUUCUGCGGCAACACUCCUAAUUUCCGCUCCAAAAUUAUCAGAGGACCUGAGGAGCAAACUGUCCUGCUGGUUGCCGUUCCCAACUUCAGCACCACCCAGACUGCCUGCCUGGUGAACCUUCGAAACCUAGCCUGUCAGCCCAUCAGCUUCUCUGGCUUCAGCGCUGAGGAUGAUGAUGACCUGGGAGGAGGCCUGGACAUGGGGUCCUGAGCUGGGAAGAUGGAAACUGAAUUCACAGAUGAGCUGUGACAGUGAUGUCACUUAGACUGAACUACACAUAGAGAGAAGACCUGCAUGAUGCCAGGGAACUCAUGUAAAGGUAGGGCCCGGAGCUAAAAGGUCAUCAGGUUCUUUCAUGCCAAUGAAUCUAGUAUGUUUCAGGAUUUUGGCAGCUUGUAACUUUGUAAAUAAAACUUGGAAGAUUUGCUUCCUGUCUAUUA
Phascolarctos cinereus (koala) is the source of this 1923-nucleotide messenger RNA. It is a transcript of the gene POLD2, whose product is annotated as DNA polymerase delta 2, accessory subunit. Lineage: Eukaryota; Metazoa; Chordata; Mammalia; Diprotodontia; Phascolarctidae. The record is from RefSeq and is a predicted model, not a curated record. Gene Ontology annotation, biological process: DNA replication; DNA strand elongation involved in DNA replication. Gene Ontology annotation, cellular component: delta DNA polymerase complex. Gene Ontology annotation, molecular function: DNA binding.